This is a messenger RNA of Trichomonas vaginalis G3, 1854 nucleotides long. Its product is annotated as SEC24-related protein family. Gene Ontology annotation, molecular function: SNARE binding; zinc ion binding. The transcript has a single exon. The record is from RefSeq and is a predicted model, not a curated record. Lineage: Eukaryota; Parabasalia; Trichomonadida; Trichomonadidae. Gene Ontology annotation, biological process: COPII-coated vesicle cargo loading; intracellular protein transport; endoplasmic reticulum to Golgi vesicle-mediated transport. Gene Ontology annotation, cellular component: endoplasmic reticulum exit site; COPII vesicle coat. The coding region runs from base 1 to 1854 and encodes 617 amino acids.
AUGAGCUAUCCAUUUGAGCCUAGCCGACCAGAUCAGGGUCCAUUUAUUAAAUGCUCAUAUUCCUUUUUGCCUCAUAGUAAAGCUCUUCAUUCUGAAUUGAAAUGCCCGAUGUUUUUAGCAAUUACUCCAAUUCCUCCAGCAACAUCUCCAGUUCAAAUCCCCGCACCAAUACAAGCGGUUGGUAGAUGCAGAAAUUGUCAAGCAUUUGCUAACCCAUUUUGCCAAUAUAUGGAUAAUGGUUCAUAUAAAUGUAACUUUUGUCAAAGAGAUCCGAAAUUAGAUCAAAGUAGAAUGGUAUUUGAAGAGCAGAAAAAAGAAAAUGUUUACGACUGCAGAUUCCCAUAUCCAACACAACAUCCAAAGAAACUUCACCCAGUUGCUUAUAUAAAUACAAUUUAUAUGGUAGUUAUAGAGCUUAGUGAGUCAACAUAUGCAGAUAAUCUCUAUUUGGAAAUUCUAAAUCAACUCUACAACUAUUUCAUAAAUUUUGAUGGUGGAUACGCCACAAUUUUCGUUUAUAACAACGGAUUACUCACUCCCACAAUCAACCACGAGGAAAACAAGUUCUCUGUUUCGCUCCACGUCGAUUUAGAAAUGACAGAUAUCGCAGAUUCAGACAGCAUCUUAUUUGAUCUCAGGGAAGACAAGGAAAUACUUACGCAAUACUUUGAGUACCUCAGGACGCUAAAACCAGCCCCAGUUCGUCACAGUCUUGUUGAAAUAUUAAAUUAUUUACAUGAAUGCACUCCAGAAGAGACAUACAACCCUCUAAUCCUUUGUUCAGAGACAAAGAUGAAUUCUGUUGAAGAAUUCCGCGUAAUGGCCAACAGAACAAUACAAAAUGCGGAUACAUCUGAUAUUUUGGCAAUAGAACCAAUCCGUGGCACCAAUGACUUCUCCCCUAUAUUCUAUUACACAUCCAUGCUAUCCGGGUUCUUCAGAUUCUACAAACGACCAGAAUCUGAUCAAUUGCCAUUUGAUUUCAUCAGUAGAUUGAACCAAAGCCACAUGAUCAGUCUAAGUUUACUAAUAAAGCUCCCUUCAUGCUUGAAAAUCGUAGAUAUCCAUGGUUCUGGCAUCAGAUCUGGUGAUUCUUCUUACGAACAGCCAAUUGUUUGUACAGGAGACACAAUCUUCGUAGAAAUCGAUUACAACACGGCCUAUCUACCCCAAACAAUCGAUAUCCAAGCCGUUGCAAGGUUUAGAGACACAAAUUUAAGAAGAUACGCGAGAGUUAUGAACUUAAGACUUUCAACGCGUAACAACACAACUGAUGUCUUCAACACAAUCAAUUUCGAUGUCUUACUCGCAGGAACAGUCUCCAAAUCCAUAUCAAUGACAAGAAUUGAAGGUUCUCAAAGUAGAAAACAGAACUUUUUCGAGUUCGGAAGCAAGUUCUUGAUGAACAAGGUAGAUAUCGAUAGACAGCUCAAUGUCAGGAGAUACAGAAUCAGACAGUUGAUUGCUGUUGCUCCAAAGUUUUUGGAUGAUGUAAAUAGCGCGUUUAUUUUCGGACAUUCUGUUGAAGAAAUCGUUGGUUUCUUGAGUCCGGAAACAUGGUUACUGAACAGAGAAACAGGUGCUAGCGAUGUGACAAUGCUUUGCGAUGCAAGGCCAAGUCCUGGAACUGUUUUACUUGUGAAACUGAGUUCUUUGAAAGCGUUUAUUUUCGCUGAUGACGCACAAACAGCGAAUUUGGUUUUGGAGGAAACUCAGAACUCUGAUUCAGUGAUUUUCAAGGAAAUUUGGUCAAAGGUUGGCUCUGCAAGAGUUGCAGUGAUAUGUCCACAAAUCAACCCUCAACACCCACUCAUUUCAUACACUUACACAAUGAUGAAUUCCCUUCGCGGAUAA